This is a messenger RNA of Meriones unguiculatus (Mongolian gerbil), 2541 nucleotides long. It is a transcript of the gene Caps2, whose product is annotated as calcyphosine 2. The transcript is spliced from 18 exons. The record is from RefSeq and is a predicted model, not a curated record. NCBI's taxonomy places the organism in Eukaryota, Metazoa, Chordata, Mammalia, Rodentia, Muridae. The coding region runs from base 177 to 1970 and encodes 597 amino acids. Gene Ontology annotation, molecular function: calcium ion binding.
AAGGAGCCUUUAAGAAGCCUUUGGGAAACUCUCAGAAGGAAGUUUUUGGUGGAAUCGCCGGGGUUUCUAUCAUUUCCACCUCUUCUAUUCCUGGUUUGGGUUGUAUGGUGGAUUCCUGUUGAAGCACUGCGAGUACUGUGAACAAGGCAUAUUGCAUGGGAAAUACAUACAUCUGAAUGGAUUUAGAGGUCAGAGGAGUGGCUGCUUCUGGGAGCCAAACGCGGCUAUUUUCUCAGCGAAAGAAUUCAAUACAAAAAAAAUGGACCUCCAGACCAUGGAUGAUCCAGAACCCCUGCCUACCUAUGGUUCCACCACUUGAUCUUGGAAGCCUUGUUGACUCUGAUGAGGAGGACAAUUUUUCACAAGCACCAAAUGGCAAAGUGCACGAUCAUCCCAACCCACCAAAGUUACGUUCUAACCUGAGCUGGGUGAUGCCGUGUCAAAGACCAUCCACUCAGCAUCAUCUAAAUGAAGUGGAGCAGGACAUAAUACCUGAAGAUUUGCCAGCACCAACAGGCAAAUAUAAGCAAAAAUAUCAGCAAUAUGCAACUGAAAUGAAAGAGGGAUACAAACAGUACAUUCAGAGAACUGCAGAAAAGGCAAAAGCAACUAGCACACUGGAGACUUCAAGAAACAAGAUAAAUGAAAGGGUGGAAGGAGCCAGUGUGGAUGACCUUAUGACUUUGGAUAGGAAAGCCCUGUUACAGCAAGGCUAUGCAGAUAGCCCUUACCAUAUAUGGAACAGCACAAGAAAAUCAGAUGCGGAAACUGUGGCUGUAGAGAAGAAGAAACAGACUGUCACAGAGCAAAUGAUGAUAGACCACCUAUCCAGGGCUGUCAUCAGCGAUCCAGAACAAGGUUUAAGCACCAUGAAACAAGAGAGCUCUCACAUCCCUCCAGACUCAGAGAGGGCGCCACUUCGAGUUAUAAGACGAACUCUGCAUGAAACAAAGAUAAGAACCAACUCCACACUAACAGAGAAUGACCUUUCUCGGAAAGUAGAAUUUGAUGGGAGGGUCUUAUCAAGAAAUGGACGUGAUGCCUGCAGGGAACUAAUUGGAUUUUUCUUUACCCACGACCAGUCCCUAACUGUGUAUGAGUAUCGAACUUUUGGGAAAAACAGAACGAACGUGCUUCCUUUUAUUAAGAAAGACAUUUACAGUCAUCAGUGUGGAAGGAGAAAAGGAAAGCAUUACCAGCUUGGUGACUUCUAUACUGGUGCAACUUUGACAUUUUUGAGCUGUGAUCAUCCUAGUCUUCCAAAGAGCAUAAAAGAAAACCCAUUACUUAAACUACGAAUUACAAAUACUGAUCAAAUAGCUUUGAAUUCUCUGAAAGGUGCCUCUGUGGAGCCCGGGGAAGAUGACACAGUCAGGCAGGAGGCCCAUGAUCGGCGGGUGCUGCAGGCCAUCCAGGGUAAACUAAAAGAACAACUACACAGGAAAGGCGUCCGUAUUUUGACUGGAUUGGGGAAACACUUUCAACAUUUGGACAAGGCAGGGAAAGGGCUUUUAGCGAAGGCAGACUUUCAGCAAGCUCUGAAAAUCUUUCACUUAGAAGUGUCCCAACAGGACUUUGAGUCUUCUUGGUUAAUUCUGCAAGGCAGCAGCCAUAGCAAGAACAAGGUUGAUUAUGGAGAAUUCAAACGUGCCAUUUUUGGUGAAAUGAAUGAAUACAGAAAAUCAUUUGUUCGCAAGGCCUUCAUGAAACUGGAUUUCAACAAAACUGGCAUUGUGUCCGUUAUAGACAUAAGAAAGUGUUACUGUGCGAAGAAGCAUCCACGUGUGGUUUCAGGGCAUUCAACAGAGGAGGAAAUCAAAUCAUCUUUUCUAGAAACAUUGAAAGAUGACUGCAGCAAGUCUGAUGAAGUUUCAUAUGGGGAGUUUGAAGAUUACUAUGAAGGCCUAAGUAUAGGGAUAGCAAGUGAUGAAGAUUUUGUUAAUGUCUUACGUACACCAUGGGGAAUUUAGUUUUUAGUAAUGCACAUUCUCAUUUUAUAGUUUUUAGUAACACACAUUCAAGUAUUUUAUAGAAAAGAUAAGUUUUAUAUAAAAUAAGAUCAACUUGUAGUAUAUUUUCUAAGAGUCUUUUUAAUCUCUUUAAAAGUUGAGUCCAGAAAGACCUUUUUAGAAAUACAUAUGUGUUUGUGAGCACACAUGCAUGCCUACCUGUCCAUAUAUGUAUGAGAUAGACAUUUUUGUGUACUUUUUGUCAUUGUAUUUUAGAAAAGUAGUUAAUGGAAAAGGAACAUUGUCAUUAAAUCAUAUCAGAGUUGUGUAUACUUGGGGUUCAGAUUAGGUCUGAAGUAGUUAGUGCAACUUGUUUGAAACAUAUGCAAGUAUUAAAGUAUAUGCACAAGUGAUGUUAAAAUCAGCAUGAUUACAGGCGUUUUCCAUGUGUUUGAUUUUGAGUGACAGGUAUUUACCCCUCAGUGUUCAUUUAAAGAGACUUGUUCUAUACUUUUUCUUCAAAAUUAUUAUAUUGGUCUUUGUUCAGUAGAAAAAAUUAUUCUGUAGUUUCUAUUUAACUGUCAUAUUAUCU